Cordyceps militaris CM01 is the source of this 6426-nucleotide messenger RNA. RefSeq names its product RING finger domain containing protein. The transcript is spliced from 2 exons. Gene Ontology annotation, cellular component: cytoplasm; ubiquitin ligase complex. Bases 1 to 6426 code for a protein of 2141 amino acids. Gene Ontology annotation, molecular function: ubiquitin protein ligase activity; zinc ion binding. Gene Ontology annotation, biological process: ubiquitin-dependent protein catabolic process via the N-end rule pathway; protein ubiquitination. The record is from RefSeq and is a predicted model, not a curated record. Lineage: Eukaryota; Fungi; Ascomycota; Sordariomycetes; Hypocreales; Cordycipitaceae.
AUGUCUACCCAGGAGCAGCAGCUCUGCCAGCUGCUCGCCGACCUACCGUCUCGAUUCCAAUACCGCUUCACAGAAGAGGCAAAGAAGGAGCUGCUGCGCAGCUUGUUUUGGUCUCUAGCCGGCGGUAGGGACGAGUACAUGCGGCUGUUAUUUCCUGAUGGAAAGCUCCCGGACACACUCAAGCUCGGCGAUGCUCAAGGCGCCCUCGAAGGCGCCGAGUACACAGAGGCAGCACGAGGCAAACGCUGCGGUCAUAUCUUCAAGUCUGGCGAAGCCUCAUACAUGUGUAGGACCUGUGGGACUGAUGAGACAUGCUGUCUUUGUAGCAGAUGUUUCGAUUCCACCGAUCAUACCGGGCACAUGGUUCGCAUAUCAAUAUCUGUCGGCAAUAGCGGAUGCUGCGAUUGUGGUGACGAUGAAGCCUGGAGGACGCCGUUGUUCUGCACCAUACACUCGGAUGUACACUCUGGUUCAAACAAGGGAAAAGGAAAAGAGGCCGCGAGUCUACCAGAAGAUAUAAUAUCCAGCAUUCAAAUGACUGUCGGACGCGCUUUUGACUAUAUAUGCGACGUCAUCUCCUGCUCGCCGGAGCAGCUUCGCCAAGCAAAGACAAAGGAAUCCAUCGAGAAGGACGAAGAACUAUCGAGGCUCUCGUCUUCUUAUUAUAACUCUACCGCCGAGCAAUGCGACGAAUAUGCGCUUAUCCUAUGGAAUGACGAAAAGCACACCGUGCAAGAAGUGGAAGACCAGGUCGCUCGCGCGUGUAGAAAAACAAGGCGUCAAGCUUCGCGAGACGCUUGGGAUACGGACUCUAUGGGUCGCAGUAUACUGACAUACAGCCGCGAUGUCAAGGAAUUGCUCCAGAUGUCACGAAUCCUAGAAGCAAUCCGAAUCACAAUUACCAUUCGAUCCGCUCGAGACACGUUCCGAGAGCAGAUGUGCGGCGCUCUUAUCGAAUGGCUGGGUGAUAUUUCCGGCUGCUCCGUGGGACCAGACCAUCACAUACUUCGCAAUACAGUUUGCGAAGAAGUCAUGAAGCCAUGGAAGCAAGGCAGUCCCGCUACACACACACUCGGGCUUAUCGACGAUGAAGACGAGGAUGACCAAUUUAUGAUGUCGAGAGCUCGACUUCAAGGUGUUAAUGCACACUUCAUUCUGGCACUUCAGGGCACAGCGGGGGCGGUAGGCAUUGACGAUGAUGAUGAUGAGUCUGACGACGACGCCCUGGCUGAGGUUGGGUUUGAUGACUUCCUGGAAGAUGAAGACGCAGAUGACAACGCGUCUCACACUAGCUCAGUAGUGAUAGCUGGUGGCGACGACGACGACGACGUCAUGAUGGUCGACGCCCGAGGUGAUGUUGGCGAUCUAAACAUGAACUGGAGUCAAUCGGAUCAAGCUUUAGAAGAGGAUGAAGCGACCAUGGCAGGAUAUCCGCCCCCGCCGCCCCCUCCUCCUGCACAGGCAACGACAGCAGCAACAGGUGCAGAGCAGGAGAGAGAAGGCACGCCAUCAGACUCAGACCCUGUCGAGGCCAUUCGUCCACCGGCCGCCUAUCCCAAAGCAAACCUCGAUAUUCCGCAAACCCCCGGCAAAACAGAAAAGGCUGUGGCACGCCCUGGUCCAUACUGGAUCGAGACACCCGCCAGUUACACUCUGCGUGAGAACGUUUCUCCUGCUGAAGAUGUUUUCCAGAGAGUGCGACUCGACUGGCUUCUCUUAUUCGACCUCCGGAUGUGGAAGAAGGCGAGAAAUGACCUUCGCUCCCUGUAUAUAUCCACUGUAGUAUCGGUACCAGAGUUCAAGCGCGUCCUAGCACUCAGGUUCGCCAGUCUCUACACCAUCCUUGCACAACUAUACUUGGUUGGUGAUAGAGAACCUGACCACUCUAUUAUCAACCUUUCCUUACAGAUGCUUACGACUCCUUCUAUCACGGCCGAGGUGGUAGAGCGCGGCAAUUUUAUGAGUAGCUUGCUGGCGAUUCUCUACACUUUCCUGACGACGCGCCAAGUUGGUCAUCCAUGGGACAUCUCUCCUGAUGCAGUCUUAGGCUUCGAAAGUGGCUCUGUGACAAAUCGACGAAUGUACCAUUUCUACCAAGACCUCAAGUAUCUUUUCGGGUCUCCCCAUGUUCAGGAGCGGGUGCGCAGCGAACCAAGAUAUCUGAUGCAAUUCCUUGAUUUGGUCAAGUUGCAUCAAUGCAUUGGUCCCAAUGUCCGCGCCGUUGUAGAGCACGUCGAAUACGAGGCCGAUUCUUGGAUUACAGCCUCUCUCGUCACACGUCAAAUCAAUCUUCAAGCACGAAACCUCGCCGAGGCUUUCAGAGACUGCCCCCAAGAUGAGACUGCUUAUCUUCAGCGUGCCAUCCGUUUCACCGCUAAGACGGUCAUCCUCAACUCUAUUGGUGCUGACCGCCUAAGAUUCAAGCACGGUGAAAUCAAGGAAGAGGUGAAGUUCAAGACUCUUGAUGACUUCGAAUUUGACUUCGACUCAGCGGCGUACCAAGUCGUCCAAUUUGUGGUGGAGAAAGACCAAAUCAGCUUCCACCAUGCCCUACAUUACACCCUGUCCUGGUUGAUUGAGUGUGGCCGAUCUUUAUCCGCCUUUGAUAUCAACAAAUUGAUGAGCUUCACUCUGCAAGAGCUCAAGGCGAAGCCAAGGCUAAUGGGGCGACCGCAGGUCCCAAAAACUAAUUAUACAGCGGAAGACUACCUAAUGGCUGCCUUUGAUUACCCUUUAAGAGUAUGCGCCUGGCUGGCACAAAUCAAAGCCAACAUGUGGGUUAGAAACGGUAUCAGCCUACGGCACCAAGCGAGCACCUACAAGGGUGUAUUGCAGCGAGACGUUUCCCAUCACCGCGAUAUCUUCUUGUUGCAGACUGCCAUGGUUAUCUGCAACCCGAGUCGAGUUCUUGCCUCAAUAAUUGAUCGCUUUGGCAUGGAGAAGUGGGUAAAAGGCCUGUUUGAACUCAAGUCAGAAGCGCAAGACGACAAUCAACAUCUUGAUGUUGUGGAAGAUAUGGUUCACCUUCUCAUUGUGCUCCUCAGUGAUCGCACAUCAUUGAUUGCUAUUGAGGAUGAGCCUAACUCUCGCAUGCUGGCAAUGCGUCGGGACAUCACGCACGUGCUGUGCUUCAAGCCACUUUCUUUCAACGAAAUUUGCAACAAGCUACCUGAGAAGUACCAAGAGCAAGAAGAUUUUCACAACGUCCUGGAUGAAAUGGCCACUUUCAAACCUCCUGAAGGUAUCUCCGAUGUGGGCACGUUCGAGCUACGACCAGAAUUUAUCGAAGAUAUUGACCCAUACAUUGCACACUACAACAAGAACCAACGGGAAGAAUCUGAAACGGCAUACCGCAAAAAGAUGGCUAAGAAGACUGGCAAAUCAGUGGAAGAAAUCGUCUAUGAGCCAAAGCAUCGCCCCAUCCCGUCCGGUCUGUUCAAAGACUUGGGUCAAUUCACAGGAACUGGCAUGUUUGCGCAAAUUAUUUACUACUCGCUGCUGUACCCUUUGGUAGCCGAAAGAUUCACGCCGUUGGUUCCUGUUACAAGACUCGAGACGUUCUUGCAGGUUGUUUUGCAUCUCAUGCUAAUUGCCAUACACGAAGACAACUCGAGUGAGGAGGGUCAUACUGGUGAUGAGCCCAGCUCUUUUGUACACAUUGCGCUCACCAGGACGUCCAGAGGAAACUUCAUGCCUGACGCCCACAGUGCCAGAACUAUUGUGUCCCUUCUGCACGUCCUGUCCACCAAAGAAGCUUUCAAGUCUUCUCAUCCCAAGAUCUCGUUGGUGCUGAAGCGACUGAAGCAGCGUCGCCAAGGUGCCUUCCAAGCAUCUCUUGUCCACCUUGGAAUCACCGUUGACCGGGUCGAUACCGCAUCACCUGCCAACGCUUCCGCAGAUGAGGAGCGAGAGAGACGAAAGAAAGCGGCCCUUAACCGCCAAGCAAAGGUCAUGGCCCAAUUCCAGCAGCAGCAAAAGAGCUUCAUGGAAAACCAGGGCGAGAUUGAUUGGGGCUCCGAUCUGGAGGAAGACGAACACCUGCAGCCUGCCGAGGAUCGGAAACAUAACUGGAAGUAUCCUACUGGUACUUGCAUCCUGUGCCAGGAAGAAGCCGAUGAUCGUAAACUUUACGGUACAUUCGCGCUGUUAAAUAACAGCCGUAUCCUCCGACAAACCGACUUCCAAGACCCCGAGCUAGUUCGGGAGGCGUCUCAGACGCCGUGCAGCCUGGAUCGUUCUGCUGAAGACAUUCGCCCCUUUGGAAUUGCUCGAGAGAACAGAAAGAUGGUAGAGAAGCUCAAUUCCGAGGGCGAAACGUUCUUAGCAGAGCGGCAAACGAUUGGAAAGGGUUUCGACGCAAAAUUCUCUCGACCUGGACCUGUGGCCAGUGGAUGUGGACACAUGAUGCACUUCCGCUGCUUUGAACAAUACUAUGACGCCACAAACCGCAGGCACACUCAUCAGAUUGCGCGCCAUCACCCAGAGGACACUCGUCGAAAUGAAUUCGUCUGUCCUUUGUGCAAAGCUCUUGGCAACGCAUUCCUUCCCAUUGUCUGGAGGGGCUUAGAAGAGAGCUAUCCGGGCUAUCUCCAGCCUCAAGUGUCAUUUGGAGAUUUCCUGGCUAGACAGAUGGGAUCUGCAUACUGGCUGGGGGGGAGUAAGGCGCCUGAGCUUGAUGAUUCCAAUCUUCCAGCCCUUUAUACUCCUAGUGUUCCCGGUAGCCUCGUCGAAACGAUGGCCCAACCGCAGAUCAAUCCGGACGCACUAUGGGGUCAAGAACAAACUGGAGCAUCUCUCGAUGCAGCAGGAGAAGCAUCGGCUGCGUCAGGAGAAGCACAUGCCCCCUUUGGCCAUGCACUUCCGGCGGCGAGCAACUCGCAACUCAUCAGUGAAUUGAAAUCUGCAUACCGCCGACUAAGAGAGACGCUUCGACUCAAUGACCUGGACGCCCGCCACGUGGCUGACACAAAGGCGGACGAUAUGGAAGAGUUUCACUUGAACGGUACGCUUGUUCACUCUGUGGGCUAUUCCAUUUCCUCUGUGGAAAUCCAGCAGAGAGGCACAGAAGCGCAGCCAGGAAUGACGCUGCUAGAAAAGAUUCCGGAGCAAACCCUCACCCACCUCCGCGUUUUGUCCGAGACUGUCUCAUCGUUCAUGUCCGUAAUGGCCCGCUCGGAACAACAGAUAGAGGCCGAGUUCAACAAGGACUCGGAGCGCCAGCACUGCCAGCUCUUUAUGUCGCGCUACUUUGGUACAGGUACGCCACAUGCUCGCAGGCCACUGGAUGUAUACCCACCGCUUUUAAGCAUGGAUCCUUUCAUUUUCCUGGUGGAAUGCUCCUACGGCUUCGUCCACGCGCAAACUGUUGAAAUUUCGCAUGUUUUGAGGCUGUGUUACCUUGCUGAGCUUGUCAAGAUUGUCUUCCACAUGGGUCGAAACAUGCCGGCCACCAUGUGGCUAGAGAACCUCACCAAUAGGCAAACACAAGAUCCAGCCAUGAAUAAUUUUGCAGAGUUCGCGCUGAGCGUUACAAAGAAUGCACUGGAAUUUCAGGCUCUCACUUCCGCAGAUGAGACUGAGAGCGGAGAGCACCUUGGUUUCCAGCAGCCUGGCGUGGACUCUCUUGAAGGCUGGUAUACUUUUGCCAAGAAGUACGCCCUCACAUUCUUGCGCAAGUCAUUGAUAUUUCUCUACGUUAAAUAUGGGGUGGACUUCAACAGCCACGUCUCUCCCUCGGUCGACGCCGAUGAGCUUGACCGGUUAACGGAGGCGUUGCGCAUUCCCUCUUUUGACGAGAUGUGUGCAGCCCUGACCCCCAAUGCCGGGGCUUGCGGCUGGCCAGAGACUACGCAGGCACUUGUUUCUGGAUGGGUUAAGCACCAGGUCAUGUGGCCACGAGCAUACAAUGAAGUGCCGCGUUCAGGCAUGAUGAGCCACCCGGGCAUUUUCGAACUCAUCGGCCUGCCCAAGACCUAUGACACUUUGAUUGAGGAGGCAACUAGAAGCCGCUGCCCGACCACUGGCAAGGACCUGACAGAUCCUGUUCUGUGCAUGUUUUGCGGAGCACUCUUCUGCAGUCAAGGCACCUGUUGCCAGCGUACAGAUUCUUCUGACAGAGAAUCAACUAGACUUGGAGGAGCCCAGCAGCACAUGCGAAAGUGUCAGCAAAAUAUCGGCGUUUUCCUCAAUAUUCGAAAAUGCUCCAUCAUCUACCUCUUCCGACGCUCUGGAUCCUUUACACCAGUACCAUAUAUCGACAAAUACGGUGAGACUGAUCCUCAGCUACGCCACGGGCGACAGCUCUUCUUGAACCAAAAGCGAUAUGACUCCAUGAUUCGCAACACAGUUUUGAAUCACGGCGUGCCAAGCUUGAUCAGCCGUAAACUGGAGGCUGAAAUCAAUAACGGCGGAUGGGACACUCUGUAA